AUGGCGUCAAAUAAACCAAGUGCAUGCUGCUUAAAUGUUGUCUACCAUGAAGGUGAAGCAAAGGGUCAAUUUAAAGAAAUUGCUGGAUUAGAUUCUUACCAAACAGGUGAAAAGUUCGGUGAUGAAGAGAUUAUUGUUAUCUUAACAGAUAUUUAUGGAUAUAAAUUACCUAAUGUUGCAUUGAUUGCCGACCAAUUAUCAGAAAUGAGCUGUCGUCAAGUGGUAGUUCCAGAUAUGUUAAUGGGUGAUCCAGUUAAAUCGUUUGACGAAUUCCCAACUUGGAUCCAGAAGCAUUCCCCCGAGAUCACCAGAUCAAUCGUGGACGGGUUUUUGGCUCAAUUAACUAAGGAGAAGUCACCAAAAUCACUUUUUGGUGUUGGGUACUGUUUUGGUACUAAAUUUUGUAUACAAAACUUGAGCAAGGACGGAUAUUUUACUGCUGCUGCUGUGGCCCACCCUUCGUUCGUCACGAUCGAAGAAGUUGAUGCCGUUACUAAGCCGAUAUUGAUUUCUGCUGCAGAAACUGAUAGCAUUUUCACAGAAGAAUUGAGAAAUAAGACAAUUGAAACAUUGGCUGCUAACAAGGCUACGUACCAAUAUGACUUAUUCCUGGGUGUAUCUCACGGUUUCGCCGUCAAGGGAGACCUUAGUAUUCCGCAAGUGAAGUAUGCUAAGGAGAAGGUUCUUAUUGACCAGGUUUACUUCUUCUCUCAAUUCUAG
Messenger RNA from Debaryomyces tyrocola, 720 nucleotides. The record is from the annotation of a GenBank genome assembly. NCBI's taxonomy places the organism in Eukaryota, Fungi, Ascomycota, Pichiomycetes, Serinales, Debaryomycetaceae.